CGCUUUCAUUCAGCUGGCACUGACACGCGUUGGUUUUAUUUGGGCUACAUUUAGUACAACAACAACCCGAAAACGGAAAGUAGUUUUGCGACUGGUUAGACUUUCAACAAGGAUCUUGAGUGACACAUUAAUCGAGUCAGCAAUUCAAAUACAACAUGUCUAUUAAUUUGCGCACCGUUUACGCAUUUGCGAGAGAAAUGUACCCAAAAAUUUCAAAGGAACCCAUACAGUACGGAACAGCUGGGUUUCGCGGCAAAGCCGAGUUCUUGGACAGCGUAAUGUUCCGUAUGGGCGUACUCGCAACGCUGCGUUCCCGCUAUCGGGAGGGCGCUGUCAUCGGUGUCAUGAUCACAGCCUCGCAUAAUCCGGAGCCCGACAAUGGCGUUAAACUAAUCGAUCCAAAGGGUGAAAUGUUGGAGGCCAGCUGGGAGAAAAUAGCCACAGAUUUGGUGAACGUAAGCGAUCAGGAUCUGGAGCAGCAUGUCGCAAAGAUAAUUAAGGACAAUGAAAUCGAUGUAACCUCAAGCUCCUAUGUCUACGUUGGCAUGGACAAUCGCUAUCAUAGCCCCCGCCUGCUGAAAGCUGUUGCGGAUGGUGUUAUUGCGCUGAAAGGAAAUGUACGAGAAUUUGGAAUAGUCACAACGCCCAUGAUGCACUUCUUCGUGGUGGCAGCCAACACAAAGGAGGCCUAUGGCAAGCCCACAGAGGAGAGCUAUUACGAGAAACUCAUUACCGCCUUUGAGAAACUUCGCAAUGGUCAGCUGGAAAACGGCAACUAUCGAAACCGUCUGAUCUUCGAUGGCGCAAACGGUGUCGGUGCCAGAAAAAUGCUGCAGUUCAUCAAACGCAUGAAUAGCUCGCUGGAUGUGACAGUCAUAAACCAGGGCAUAGGAAACGGCAAAAUUAACGAGCAGUGUGGUGCUGAUCACGUCAAGGUGCAACAACGACCCCCCGUAUCCAUGCCCAUAGUGGAACCCUAUACACGCUGUGUGAGUGUCGAUGGCGAUGCCGAUCGAGUGGUCUACUUUUUCAGCGAUGAAACGGGAACGUUCAAGCUCCUGGACGGGGACCGGAUCGCCACUCUUGUGGCUGGCUACUUAAUGGACUUGAUUAAAAGCUGCGAGCUGGAUCUGCGAUUGGGCCUGGUACAGACUGCCUAUGCCAAUGGGGCGUCCACAGAUUACAUUGUCAACGAAUUGAAGGUGCCCGUGUCUUGUGUGCCAACGGGCGUAAAGCAUUUGCACCACAAAGCCUUGGAGUAUGAUAUUGGCAUCUAUUUCGAGGCCAAUGGCCACGGCACCAUUGUGUUCAGUGAUAAUGCUAAACAAACGAUCGGCGAAGCAGCCAAGACCAAGCCCAGUGCAGAGACUUUACUGCUCGUAAUAGAUCUCAUAAAUGAAACUGUCGGUGACGCAAUCUCCGAUAUGCUUUUGGUGGAGACGAUCCUAAACCACAAAGGCUGGGACGUUAAGGACUGGAUCUCUAGCUACACCGACCUGCCAAAUCAACAGCUCAAGAUACAGGUUCAGGAUAGAAACGUCAUCGAAACCGCGGAUGCGGAACGUGUGUGUGUCAAGCCGGAGGGUCUACAGGAGGAAAUAAACAAAGUCGUCUCAAAUUAUAAGCGUGGACGUGCAUUUGUGCGUCCUUCCGGCACAGAGGAUGUAGUACGUGUGUACGCCGAGGCUUCAACGAAAGAGAAUACUCAGCAGUUGGCGUACGAGGUGGGACGAUUAGUUCAAAAGCUUGCCGGCGGAAUCGGACCGGAAUUGGUUAACCCAAGCAAUGCUCACUUGUAGUCAGUGUCAAUAGGAAAGGCUCGUGAAGCUAGACAUAUGUGCUUGCGCAUAAUCUCGCACAGACUCGCAUUUAACCAGCGUGCUUAAUUGAUAGACUUUACUCAAGCAAUAAACUUAAACACAGCCUUAAUAUA
Messenger RNA from Drosophila virilis, 1933 nucleotides. It is a transcript of the gene nst, whose product is annotated as phosphoglucomutase 3-like protein nst. NCBI's taxonomy places the organism in Eukaryota, Metazoa, Arthropoda, Insecta, Diptera, Drosophilidae. Gene Ontology annotation, molecular function: magnesium ion binding; phosphoacetylglucosamine mutase activity. The record is from RefSeq and is a predicted model, not a curated record. Gene Ontology annotation, biological process: UDP-N-acetylglucosamine biosynthetic process; carbohydrate metabolic process.